This is a messenger RNA of Mytilinidion resinicola, 2084 nucleotides long. Its product is annotated as alcohol oxidase. Bases 51 to 1895 code for a protein of 614 amino acids. The transcript has 2 exons. Lineage: Eukaryota; Fungi; Ascomycota; Dothideomycetes; Mytilinidiales; Mytilinidiaceae. Gene Ontology annotation, biological process: secondary metabolite biosynthetic process. Gene Ontology annotation, molecular function: oxidoreductase activity, acting on CH-OH group of donors; flavin adenine dinucleotide binding. The record is from RefSeq and is a predicted model, not a curated record.
CCUCUUUACCCGAUCUUCCGCCAAUUCGUCAUCGGGAAAUUGAGAAAGCAAUGCGUUUCUUGGGGCUAGCAUGUGCUGAUAUCGCGACGACUGCAGCACAGCUUUCGGUAGGACAGCUUUGUGUGGCACUGUGGUCCUUACAGCUCUUCUUUGGCGAGGCUCUCGCACAGCCAGCCUUCGGGCAGCCCGUCACUUAUGACUAUGUCGUUAUUGGAGGCGGUACUGCUGGCCUAGCCAUUGCCUCUCGUCUCGCUCAGGUCGCGUCUGUCGCCGUGAUUGAGGCCGGCGGGUUCUACGAGCAGGACAAUGGCAACCUCAGUACAAUUCCGGGCUACGCUACGGCGAUACCGUUUCUCGACACGACCCCAUCUUAUCCUCGAAACUCAUUGAUGGAUUGGGACUAUGUUUCGGUCCCCCAAACGGAGGCUGGAGGCCGUCAAAUCCACUACGCCCAAGGCAAGACCCUCGGAGGCUCAUCUGCGAUCAACACCUUGGCUUUCCACCGCGCAACGUACGGAGCGUACCAGAAAUGGGCCGAUUUGGUGGGCGAUCAAAGCUACACGUUUUGGAACAUCCUCCCAUUUUUCAAAAAAUCUGCAUUCUCUUAUCCUCCCAACUUCCCUAAGCGCAAUACACCAAACGCGACUUUUACCUAUGAUCUCACGGCCUUCAACGAUUUCCUCAGAGGCCCAGUACAGGUGUCAUGGGCGCAAUGGGUUGAUCCAACCAUCACAUGGCUCGCGAAGGGCAUUCGAUCUCUCGGCCUGCCGCAGAGUGUACUUGGUCUGAAUAGUGGAUUCCUGACUGGCACGGGCGCGUACGUCACGACGUCUGUCGAUCCAUGCGACGCAACGCGAUCCUCGUCGCGAACAAGCUACAUGGAAAAAAUCGGAGUGCCAGCCGGCUUGCAAGUCUACCACCACACGCGCGCGACGAAAAUUCUUUUCAGCUCCAAACGCGCAAAGGGCGUCCAGGUCACUACAAACGACAAGUCGUACACUCUGACCGCUAAAAGGGAGGUCAUACUCUCAGCCGGCGUCUUUGGCUCCCCGCAUCUCCUUUUAGUAUCCGGAAUCGGCCCUGCGGCAACACUGAACAAAUACAACAUCCCCGUCAUCUCGAACCUCGCCGGCGUCGGCCAGAAUCUUUGGGACCAGCUUUACUUCCAAAUCAUCAACGUCGUCAGCACUCCCUCUGGCGGCCAAGAAAUAGCCCUCGACCCAGCAAAGGCCAACAAGCAGUACUACAAGCAGCAAUGGGGCCCGCUGAGUUCAGUCUCAGCAUACAUCUCCUUCGAAAAGAUCCCAAGCACGCUCCGCAGCACUUUCUCCCGCGCCACCAAGGUCGCACUCGAGUGGUUUCCUGCGGACUGGCCGGAGGUCGAGUACGUUGCGGGCGCGGCUGCGGGUCCUAAUGGAAGCACGUUGGGGGUUUUGAGUGCCUCUCUCACCGCUCCGCUCUCCCGGGGAAGCGUCACGAUCAAAAGCGCCGAUCCUGCGACGCCGCCAGUCAUUGAUCUGGGAUGGUUUACCAAUCCCGCGGACGGCGAGGUUGCGGUUGCUGGGCUGAAGCGAGCACGGCAAGCUUUCAAUAGUAUUUCAAGUAUCAAAGUUGGUCCAGAGGUUGCGCCCGGGGACGCGGUCAAGACGGACGCCCAAAUACUCGCAUUUGUGAAGAACGCCGCGACGCAGAUUUGGCAUGCGGGUGCGACUUGUUCGAUGGGGAAGAAUGGGGAUAAGAGGGCGGUUGUGGAUUCCAGAGCGAAGGUGUUUGGGGUCGAGGGACUUAGAGUGGUGGAUGCGAGUGCGUUUCCGUUUAUGGUGCCGGGGCAUCCGCAGAGCACUGUGUACAUGCUGGCCGAGAAGAUUGCGGAUGCAAUUAUUAAGAGAAGGUAAAUUUUAUAAUCAGAUGAGAAGGCUAUAUUAAUACUUAAUUCGAUUUCCCAAGGCAACGUUUUCAACACCGCCGAACGUACUAGAGAAUAGCGCUCCACGAUAUUUUGAACGCGGCUAUAGAUUCAAGACAGCAGAAAAACAACCCUGGAAUACAACAGGAAAAUGAUAUUCUCUAGGUCGAAAGUACAG